AUGUCGUGGCUCUUUGGAUCCUCCAGUGAGAAAUCUGCCUCCGCCCCUGCAGAGGCCCAGACGAAGCCUGCUCAGACCGACAAGCCCAAGCCCUGCUGCGUCUGCAAGGAUGAGAAGACCGCUCGCGAUGACUGCAUGCUCUUCUCCAAGUCCGAUGACGCCGCCAAGGAGUGCCAGUCUACCAUCGAUCAGUACAAAACCUGUAUGGCCGGCUUUGGUUUCAAGGUCUAG
This is a messenger RNA of Penicillium waksmanii, 231 nucleotides long. RefSeq names its product copper metallochaperone COX17. The transcript has 3 exons. Gene Ontology annotation, molecular function: copper chaperone activity; copper ion binding. Gene Ontology annotation, biological process: mitochondrial respiratory chain complex IV assembly. Bases 1 to 231 code for a protein of 76 amino acids. Gene Ontology annotation, cellular component: mitochondrial intermembrane space. Lineage: Eukaryota; Fungi; Ascomycota; Eurotiomycetes; Eurotiales; Aspergillaceae. The record is from RefSeq and is a predicted model, not a curated record.